AUGAGGUACUCAUUCACUCUCGCCGUUGCGGCUUUGUGCGUUGAAAGCAGUGUCGCAACACCGCUCAACCUCGAAGCCAGACAGCAAGGCAGUGGCGCAGGCCCUUACGCUCCGGGCACUUACAAGACCGAGAGCUCCCUCCAAGGCCACACAAUCUACUACCCAACCAAGAGCACCGGCUCCGAAAAGCUCCCUGUGCUCGUCUGGGGUAACGGUGCAUGCAGCACCGACGGCCGCUCGAACUCGGCUCUCUUGCAGAACAUCGCCAGUUACGGAUUCCUCGCCAUCGCUGAGGGUGGCCCCAACGGCGGCGGUACCUCCAAUGCUCAGACCAUGAGACAAGCCAUUGACUGGGUCACCCAGAACGCCGGCAAAGGAAACUAUGCCAACGUCGAUGCGAGCAAGAUCAUGGCCGCAGGAUUCUCGUGCGGUGGCGUCGAAGCCAUCGACAACAUCUGGGACAGCCGCGUCGACACCAUCGGAAUCAUCAGCUCAGGUCUGCUGACAAACUACACUGCGGCCAGUAACUGGAGGAAGCCAGUGCUUUUCGUAUUGGGUGGUUCAGGCGACAUCGCUUACGGCAACGGUGAGCGUGACUACAAGAACAUGCCUGCUGGUGUUCCGACCUGGAAGGGCAACAUUCCCGUCGGCCACGGCGGUACCCUCGGCGAUGCGAAUGGCGGCCGUUUUGGCAAGGCGAUCCUCAACUGGAUGCUGUGGACUAUGAAAGGAAACACACAGGCGGCGUCUUACUUCACCAGUGGUUACCAGGCUGAUGGAUAUCAAGUCGAGUCUAAGAGCUUGAACUCGUUGAAGCCGUUCUGA
This is a messenger RNA of Alternaria novae-zelandiae, 825 nucleotides long. RefSeq lists its product as uncharacterized. The transcript has 3 exons. Lineage: Eukaryota; Fungi; Ascomycota; Dothideomycetes; Pleosporales; Pleosporaceae. The record is from RefSeq and is a predicted model, not a curated record. The coding region runs from base 1 to 825 and encodes 274 amino acids.